AUGACUACCCUCACCAUCGGCGCUGUUGCCCUAUCUGCCCUCACCGCCGGCAUCUUCCUCCGUAGCCCCACUCAGGAGAACCCAACAGUCACAAAGAUCAGGCGCCACUACGAGUACCAAGCGCGCCAGGCGGCCGAAGACCGUGACCGAGAGCGGUGCGCAGCGAAGCUGGAGGAAUCGCGGAGAAACCUGCAGGCGAUGGAGGCGGAGCGGAAGCGGCAGGAGGCGGAAAUAGAACGUGCUAGGGCGAGGGCAACACUCCUGGAGCGUAGGAGAGUGAAGGAGGAGCAGGACGCGGCUGCGGAGCGUGCUAGAGCGGUCGAGGCAGAAAGGUCGCGGCAGGAGUCGGAGGCGGUACGUGCAAGGAUAAGGGCGGCGCGGGAGACGGCCGCGGAACACAACAGGAUAAAGGCGGAGCGAAAGGCAGUCGAGGAGCGUACGAGGGUAACAGCGGAGCGUGAGAAAGCUAUAGCGGAGAGAAGGGCCAUGGAGGAGAGAAGGGCCAUGGAGGAGGAAACCCGGCUGAAAGAGGAGGAAGCACGGCGGAAAGAGGUGGAUGCGAGGAUUGCGCUCCAUAAACUAGAAAGGGAGACGCGGGAGCUCACUAGGAGACUGCAGCAGCUCGAGAAGAUGGAGAAGGAGCAGAAGGAGGCAAAAGACCAACGAGACAAGAAGAAGCAGCAGGAAGCGGGCAGCGCGGUGUUUGGCCCGCUGCUGUGGCCCACUCGGGCCGAGUUCCAGGACGCCAUGCAGAGGACUCAGUACGACCGCAAUAACUUCCACUUUGCCAUCGUCGGUAGGGCUGGCUCUGGAAAGUCGUCGCUCAUCAAUGCCUUCCGAAACCUGCGCAACAAGGACCCCGGCGCCGCAAAGGCGGGCACGACUGAGACGACCCUCGAGAUUGGCCGCUACCCGGAUCCUGGGACCGCACCGCCGCGCCAGUGGAUGGUUUGGUACGAUGUCCCGGGUGCCGGCACCCAGCGCAUCCCCCACCACGACUACUUUGUCCGUCAGGGGCUGUUUGUGUUUGACCUAGUGGUCCUCGCAAUCGGGGAUAGGUUCGAGGAGAUUGACGUGCGCAUCAUCGAGGACUGCGCGAGGUUCCAGAUCCCGACCUUCAUCGUGCGGUCCAAGGCGGAUAUGCACAUCCUCAACUCGAUGAAGGAGUACGGCGGCUAUGUGCGGGUCGAGGACAACCCCGCUCUGUAUGCAAAGUGUCGGGAUGACUUCAUCUUGGAGACUCAGAGGACGGUGAGUGAGGGGCUGGCAAGACAGAAACUCCCGGAUCAGGAGGUCUACAUCGUAUCGAGGGAUGUGCUGCAGCGCACGUACAACGGCGCCCUCCAGCGUCUCAAGAUGCCGGACUGGGUCCAGCGGGACGUGGAGGUUAUCCACGAGAGGCACUUCUCCAAGAAACUGAUCGCUGCGGCUGCUGGGCGGCGGUGUGAGGCCGGCAGCAGCAGCGGGGGAGGAGAGAAAGGGAAAGGGUACGGCGGCCAGGCAAGAGCGGAGUCCGGGUCCCGGGGCCCAUCGCAGACAUCAGUCGCCACUACGCUUAACAGGGUGAGGGAUACAGGUACGGGAGGAGGAGGAGGAGGAGGAGUAGGAGGUGGAGGAGGAUUCGCCGGCGGUAACGUUAACGGUAACGGUAACGCCGUAGCCCGCACCGAGCCCGCCGGGCCCUCAAACCCCCCCACCUCUCCCCGCGCGAACCGGCAGCGCAGCCAGGCACCGCCACGGACAUCGACACCCGCACCGGCGCAAAACAGAACAGCCCCCGCGGCGAACGAGCGCAACCCAGUACAACAACAAGCACACGCUGCCAAAGAAACCCCCCAACAGGUGCGCAAGAUGAUAUACCCACGCGAGCCCACCGAUUCAAAGGAGCUCUACGACGAGAUGGUUCGCAAUGAUCCUGAAAUGGCGAAUAUGCUCGUUUACAAGCCCCGCAUGUUCAGCCCGACCGCUGGGAUGCUCACAUUCUAUCCUCUUGCGCCUAUCCCGUACCAGGUAACUGCCUUUGGAGGGACCCUGCGUAUUGGGAACUACGAGGUGCGGCAUGGAGGAGGGAAAAGAGUGGGAGGGAAGGAAAAAGGAGGACCAGCAGCGGCAGGACAAAAUCGGGGCAGUGAUCCGCCGGCACUUCUAGAUGAUGUCUCAGAGAGCGGUGGGAGCGUCGACAGUAGCGCGUUAGAGAUAAAUGCCAAACGCGGUCAGAUGAGGAAGGGAAAGGGUAAGGGAGGCUACUAG
Morchella importuna is the source of this 2250-nucleotide messenger RNA. RefSeq lists its product as uncharacterized. Gene Ontology annotation, cellular component: membrane. The record is from RefSeq and is a predicted model, not a curated record. Bases 1 to 2250 code for a protein of 749 amino acids. NCBI's taxonomy places the organism in Eukaryota, Fungi, Ascomycota, Pezizomycetes, Pezizales, Morchellaceae. The transcript has a single exon. Gene Ontology annotation, molecular function: GTP binding.